Molecule: messenger RNA, 654 nt
Organism: Acanthosepion pharaonis
Lineage: Eukaryota; Metazoa; Mollusca; Cephalopoda; Sepiida; Sepiidae
Source: the annotation of a GenBank genome assembly
AUGACGAUAAGCAUUAAUGUGGAUACCAUUGAUCUACUAGCGUUUAAGGGGAAGGACCUCAUCAUCUGUGAUCUGUUUGGUGGCUCUUCUCAUGCAUCUGUUUAUAUCUAUCUAUCUAUCUAUCUAUCUAUCUAUCUAUCUAUCUAUGUCUGUUCAUAUCUAACUAUCUAUCUAUCUAUCUAUCCAAAGAAGUGUCAUGAUAUCUAUCUCAUCCUGUUUCAAUCUAUCUAUCAAUUUGUCUAUGUCAUUCUGUUUCUAUCUAUAUAUUUCAUUCUGUUCCACUCUAUCUAUCUAUCUAUCUAUCUAUCUAUCUAUCUAUCUAUCUAUGUUUUGAUCUAUCAAUCUGUUUGUCUCUCUUUCUCUCUCUCUCUUUCUAAUAUAUAUAUAUCAUUCUAUAUCUAUCUCAUUCUGAUCUAUCUCUGCCUGUCUGUCUGUCUGUCUGUCUCUCUCUGUCUCUUGCUCUCUCUUAUUCUAUAUUUAUCUAUCUAUCUCAUUCUGAUCUAUCUCUGUCUAUCUGCCGGUUUCUCUCUAUGUCUGUCUGUCUGUCUGUCUGUCUGUCUGUCUCUCUCUCUCUCUCUCUCUAUAUAUAUAUAUAUAAUUCUCUUCCUAUCUAUCUAUCCCUAUCUAUUUAUGAUUUUUGUCCUCAUAUGUUGA